Molecule: messenger RNA, 5041 nt
Organism: Labrus bergylta (ballan wrasse)
Lineage: Eukaryota; Metazoa; Chordata; Actinopteri; Labriformes; Labridae
Source: RefSeq, a predicted model, not a curated record
AUGCAGUGGACCCCCGAGCACAGCCAGUGGGCCGAACAGCAUUUCGACAUCUCCUCCACCACGCGCUCGCCAGCCCACAAGGCCGAGGCCUACAGGGCGGUACCUGGCCACCUGCAGCGAUCCGCCGCCUACCAGUACGCCUGGGCCAAUGAUGACAUCUCGGCCCUCACCGCCUCCAACCUGCUCAAGAAGUAUGCCGAGAAGUAUUCAGGUAUUCUCGAGAUGCCGGGGUCUUACUCUGAGGGGCCUGGUGUACCCGGAGUGAUGAAUGGACGGAAAGGUGAAUCAGAACCGUGGCAGGAUGGCGUCUACCCCAUGAGCUGCAUCCCUGAGGGGGUUUCCGUCAGAAAAGGGGGGGUGGCGGCAGCUUCAGAUGUGGUGUCGGGCAUGUGCAGCUCUCCGGGCCUGGCCUCCAGCACCCUGAGUGAACCUAGCUACUCCAGCAGCAGCUGUGGGAGCCACACCGCCACCGCACUCCACUCCUCCUCCAUGGCCUCUCAGGAAUACGGCCCCGCAUACAGUGGCUCCUACCUUCACAGUAGUUACAGCUCCCAGUCUGCCCCCGCCCCAGCACUUCCCUCCCCACUGCACAGCUCUGGGCUCCUGCAGCCACCCCCUCCGCCGCCCUCCCACCCCACUUUAGUCCCAGCUUACAAUGGAGGCUCCCCUAACUUGUCUAGUUAUAAUUACCCCCCAGCAGGCUACCCAGCUCAGAGCUCAGUAGGGCCAGGAUACAGCCCUGGGGGAGCACCCCCACCUUCCUCAUACCUCCCAUCAGGCAUUGCUGCACCUACACCUCUUCCCCCUCCAUCUACUUUACCUGGAUACCCAUACCAGAGCCACAACCUGACCCCAAUUGCCCCCACUCCUCUGAACAGUAGCUCCUCUAAUUCACUGAAGAGGAAAGCCUUCUACAUGACAGGCCAGGGAGAGAUUGACUCUUACGGUAACUUUGGCUAUGGCCAGGCUCGGAGCUCGUCUGAGAGCCCCAUGUACAGGAUAGCAGACAGCAGCAGUGCAAACGGAGGCUCCAACAGCGCCAGUGGGGGUGGAUUUGACAGAAGCGUUGAAAAGACAUCUUUACCUUUUAAUCCUCAGAAGCAGUCCACAAUGUCUUCAGAGCAGCAGAGGAAGUACGGCAGUCAGGCGACAGGGGGCCCAAUGACUCCACCAGCAUACGUUUCCUCCACCCUGGGGGGUUCUCGGUCAGCAGAUUCCCUUGUCAACUUCACCUCCCCCUCUCUUAGUGAGCAAGGUGCUGAUGACCACCGCCUUCACCUCUCCCACUCAGCGCCAGGGCCUACCUCCUCCUCAUCCAAUUCCUCCUCCAGACCUGCUGAAGAGCAGCUGAAAACCAGUGACCCUCACCUUCUUGACAUGGUUACCUCUGAAAUCGUUCAGCAAGGCCCCCCAGUGGAUUGGAGUGACAUCGCAGGACUAGAACUGGCCAAGGCAACCCUUAAAGAGGAGGUCCUGUGGCCUAUUCUCCGCCCAGACAUGUUCAGCAGCUUAGGACCGGCCCCACGAUGCGUGUUGCUGUUUGGGCCCAGGGGCAGUGGCAGGACGUUGCUGGGACGCUGCCUGGCAAGCCAGCUGGGAGCACCAUUCCUCCAGCUAAGCGGUUCCACGUUGGCCACCAAGUGGCUGGCAGAUGGAGAAAAAAUAAUCAGAGCGUCCUUCCUGGCGCGAUGCAGGCAGCCCUCAGUACUGUUCAUCAGUGAGGUGGACAUGCUGCUCUCAGCCCACCUCAGUGAAGAGAGUCCCAUCAACCACCUAAAAGGGGAGCUACUUUCCCAGUUGGACUCACUUCUCAUGGGCUCAGGCGAAGAUUUAAGCAACCAAGUGUUGGUGGUUUGUUCCACGAGCAGACCUCAAGACAUGGACGAAGGACUGCGCAGGUACUUUGCUCGUAGGGUCCUUGUGCCCCUGCCGGACAGCACAGCCCGGCACCAUAUCGUGAACCAGCUGCUGGCUCAAUCUCAGCACAAAUACUGCUUAAGCGAGGAGGAGCUGGCACUGCUGGUCCAGCGUACUGAGGGUUUCUCUGGACUGGACUUGGCCAGAUUCUGCCAGGAGGCCCUCGUUGGUCUGUUACAUGCCUCUGCACAGGGCAUGGACAUGACGGGUAUGAUGCCCCGGGGACAGGUCAGGCCACUCACCUACCAGGACUUUGAGAGUGUCUUUUGUAAAUUCCAAGCCAGUAUAUCGCAGAAAGAGAUUGACACGUACACUGAGUGGAACAAAAUGUUCGGCUGCAGCCAGUGAAAAGAUAGAUUCCGCCCUUGAGAAAAAGAGGCAUCCACAUUUUCUCCCCUCAGGGCAGAAGCAUUGUGCUGGAGGGAAAGGCACACAGAAGGCCAACACAAGCCCACAGAGUUCUCACAAGCAGGGUUUAGAUGCACCCAGAGACCUGGUUUUGAAGAGACAACAGGCGGUUUUGCAGUUAAUGAGCAAGAGUUUUAAUUUGAAUGCUUGACACUCCAGAAAAGCCAGGCGUUGUUUACACAUUGCAAGCAAGUUGGCUUCAGAAGAGACGCCCCAGUGUCUGUGUAUAUAUCUUUAUGUCCUUGUUCUUGAGAUUUAGUUGGCUAUCCAAGUGCCUGAAGUGGUGCUUUCUGAGUUUCUUUCUUUGUUUAUUUGCCUCACAAUCUACAUUCAUGGCAUGAGCUGACGAUUAUAAAGAGCUUUAAAACUUCAACGGUGAGUGUGAAAAACAGAGAUUGACAGAGGCCAUUGGUGAUGGUCAAUCAGUCUUUAUUGUCUUGCUAAGAGCAGUAAUCCAUCAGGGUGGCAGUAGUCUGGGCCCUGACUCACUCUCAUCUCUUCUGAUCCUGUCUGCAAAGCAAACAAACGUAACAAACAAAACUCAGGAAAGCGUUUGUGAAUUGUAUAGUACCUCAAGAUACCUUGACGAAAAGCACUAAGAUCUGAGGGGAGAAUCUGAGGGGGUUUGGCAGUUUAGUAAAGCAGUGUUAAGUGUACCUCAACUGGCUAGGAUAAAUAGCAAAGAGGUGACAAUGAAUGUAACAGAUAUGUUCUAAAAUGGUGGAACAUAAUCCAUAGUGAGAGUAAAAUACAUUAUUUCUUUUCUUUUUCCUCAUGGCAGGUGCUUUAGCUACCUGUGUCUACUUGACCAAUCCUAAAACUGAAGUCCAUAACUCAUGAAAUGUCAAACCAUGUUGCCCAGCUUUGUUGUUUGGGGCUUUUCAGAGAUGGACAGGUGUUGGUUUGGUGGGAGUUGUAUAUUUAUCAAAACAACAUUAAUCAACAUUGUUUAUAUUGUGUGUCCUUUUAUACCCAGGCUGCACGAAGGCUCCAUCAGUUUGUCAGAUAACUUCUGCGCAAAAUAUCGACCCAUUUGUUUACCACCCUGGUUAGUGGGGGAAAUGUAUCCUCUGAGAUAGAUGCACUAAAAACCCCUCCCAAAAAAUUAAUUUCAAAAAAUUAACAAGUUAAAUAUGAACCUCACUGGCUUAUAGCUAGUGCCAAGAAAGGUUGUGGGAAAUAUGCUAAUUUUCUGUCUUUUCAAGAGUCAAAUGUGAAGCUUACUGGCUAAUGCUAGUGCUAGGAAAUUGUUCCGUGUUGUGGAAAAUAUGCUAGUUGUCUGUCAUGCCAAGAGUUAAAUGUAACGCUUGCAAGCUACAGUUAUGCUACCAGCCAGUUAACCUAGUUUAGCAUAGUAAGUGUAAAGGGGGAAAUGGCAAGGUAACUGGUUACAAAACCCAUCCAAUUUGCUGCUUAGCUAACAGCUUCUGGCUUAAGACUUAUAGAACAGACAUGUAUGAUUGACGUCUAACUACUCAUCUAAUUGUUCAAAUAUUUACUAAAUGCAUUUUUAGCUAGCUCUCAAAAAUAGCAGAAUAAGCUUUGACAGUAGACGAUGAGCUUAACUUAAACAAGCUGACAUGGCUUACAACAUAACUUUGUACUGAGCGGGGGUACAUGGUGUGAUGCUAAGCUAACAGGCAUAUUCAACAGGAAUGUGGGGGGGAUAGCAAUCUUCUUAUUUUACUCUGUAAUGACAGUAAACAAAGCAUAUUACCCAAAGUAACUGGACAUUGGAAUCACAGAGAGAUACACAAAGACAUUUACUUCAUGUGUCGGUCUUAGAUUUACAAGACUUAAUUUCAUUACGUCUUGUUUACUGCAGUUGGUUUCAGUCAAAAAUAGCUGUAAUGGGUAUCACAACUGGGAUACAGAAGUGUGGAUUGUGCAAAGUUGCCCUGUCACUCAAAGUGUUACCUGUAUUUGAACUGGAUCAGCUGUAGAAUGGGAUUCAACUGCUGUCAUUUUUAUUAGACUGAGUCACUGGUCCCCUACAUCUAACAUAUCUAUAUUUAUUACACAAGUGGAAAAUCAGGAGUAAAUUGAUGUUUUGCUGGAGACCAUAGGUCAUUUGAUAAUAGUGAUUCUAAUUGAUUGACAUCUCUAAGUAUUGGCAUUACUGCUGUCCAACCAGUACUCAGCUAAACUGUAAAGUUGUAUUUUAUUUGUGUUCAAACAAGAAUGCCCCAAACUAACUAAUCCAAUUCAAACCCAUGUCAGUAUUCUUUUUGUAUGCGACUCUUUUUUCAGUUUGUUUUCUCUCUAUUUACACAGAUGGCACAAAAUAUGCAUUCAAAAUGCAUCUGAACGCAUCAUUGACUGAAAAGCUUUGAAACACGAGUAAGGAAUUUUGGCAUUAGUCUUAAAAGUCCUUCAUCCCUGAAGGCUACCCUUCGCCCAUUGUAUUGCUUUGGAAUGUAUUUUUGUCUCUUCCUUGCCGUCCUUUAGCACUGCUGUGGUGACAUGGGAAUACUUAAGAUAGUUUAAUGUACGUGCACUAAAAACAUUUUGUGUGUAACUUCUGUUUUCUGGCUGCGCUUGAUUUGUUUCGUCUGGUAUUUCUUCCUCAAAGAGAUUUAAUUUGCCAGUGUAAGAUUUUCAUUGCACAUCCUGUUGUAUUUUAUUUUUUAUCAUUGUAGAAUAAGGAGCCACAUAUUGUACUUUCAGGCCCACUCUGUGUUGCUAUCUCUGGUCUGAGCACCGUCAGUGCAGCACC